AAAUGCAGAAGAUAAAAUGGAAAACAAAGCAUUUCCUGUUUCCGUUGUUUCCGUUUCAAAGAAGAUAAACAAUCCAAGAAGAAGAAGAAGAAGAAGAAGAAGAAGAAGGAGAAGAAGAAGAAGAGGAUGGUCCUUCUGUUUGUCUGUCGAAGUCUCAAUAUCGAUAAUUAGCGAAUGUUGCUGACGAACCUUAACCUCUGCUUCUUUCCCUCCAAUUCCUCACUUCGCUCUUCUCCCAAGCUUUCCUUGUCUCACAGGGUCCGUUGCCGCGCCGCAGACCCUCCUGUAAGUCCCACCUCUUCUCGCUGGUUCCAAGUCCCGGGAGUGAUCGAUACAUCUAAUGGCGUCGGACUCCGUCUCGGUCAAGACUCGGACACAAGUGGCAUGGAUGGGUUGAGGCGGAGCCCCCCUGCAAACACUACUAGGGUCACUGCCAGAGAGAAGAGAUGGUCACGCGACAGGGAGAGCUACCUGGCAGAUGAUGACGAUGCCCUUCCCCUUCCCAUGACUUAUCCAGAUUCUUCUCCGGCUCCCCCGGAGGAGAUAGAUCGUCGCCUCCAGUGCGACCCCCAAGUUCAGGACUGUAAAGAAGUCGUUUAUGAGUGGACUGGAAAAUGUAGAAGUUGCCAAGGUACCGGUUUUGUCAGUUAUUAUAGCAAAAGAGGAAAGGAGAUUAUCUGCAAAUGCAUCCCUUGCCUUGGAAUUGGAUAUGUGCAGAAAAUUACAGCCCGCAAAGACAUUGAGGUUAUGGAGGACUUAGACAAUGGGAAACCUCCCUGACAAAGAUAUACACAAGUAUAUCUGUUAAAAUCUCGAUUUUCCUUAAAAUUUUAAGUUCAUUUUUUUUAUGAGCUCCCUCGUCUGCCACGAUUUUGUAAUGCAAUUUUUGUUAUUAUUCUUUUCCUCCUAUUCCAUCCGUUUAUGAUCUCUCAUUA
Messenger RNA from Nelumbo nucifera (sacred lotus), 935 nucleotides. RefSeq names its product protein disulfide-isomerase SCO2-like. The record is from RefSeq and is a predicted model, not a curated record. Lineage: Eukaryota; Viridiplantae; Streptophyta; Magnoliopsida; Proteales; Nelumbonaceae.